Messenger RNA from Melospiza georgiana, 2631 nucleotides. RefSeq names its product tripartite motif containing 71 (gene TRIM71). Gene Ontology annotation, biological process: protein polyubiquitination; proteasome-mediated ubiquitin-dependent protein catabolic process. The record is from RefSeq and is a predicted model, not a curated record. The coding region runs from base 1 to 2631 and encodes 876 amino acids. The transcript has 4 exons. Gene Ontology annotation, molecular function: ubiquitin protein ligase activity; zinc ion binding; protein binding. Lineage: Eukaryota; Metazoa; Chordata; Aves; Passeriformes; Passerellidae.
AUGGCUUCGUUUCCCGAGUCCGACUUCCAGAUCUGCCCGCUGUGCAAGGAGAUGUGCGGCUCGCCGGCUCCCCUCUCGUCCAACUCCUCCACCUCCUCGUCCUCCUCGCAGACCUCCAGUUCCUCCGGGGGCGGCGGCGGCUCCUCCUGCGGGGGCCCGCCGCGGCGGCUCCACGUCCUGCCCUGCCUGCACGCCUUCUGCCGCCAGUGCCUGGAGGCGCAGCGGCACCCCGGCGCGGGGGACGCGCUCAAGCUGCGCUGCCCCAUCUGCGACCAGAAGGUGGUGAUCUCGGAGCCCUCGGGCAUGGACGCGCUGCCCUCCUCCAACUUCCUCCUCAGCAACCUGCUGGACGUCGUCGUCGUGGCGGCCGCCGCCGACGAGCAGAAGAACGGCCGCGCCGCCGGGACCGGCCCCGCCGCGGGCUCGGGCGGCGGCGGCGGCAACAACCGGCACCACGGCCGCCCGCCGCCGGGGCCGCCCCGCGCCGCCGGCUCCUCGCCCGCCGCCGCCGCCUCGGCCGCGUCCUCCUCGACGUCGUCGUCGUCCUCCUCCUCGGGCGGCGGCGGCUCGGCGGCGCUCCUGCUGCGGCGGCCCCACAGCCGGCAGGGCGAGCCCCGCUGCAGCUCCUGCGACGAGGGCAACGCCGCCAGCUCCCGCUGCCUCGACUGCCAGGAGCACCUGUGCGACAACUGCGUGCGGGCGCACCAGCGCGUCCGCCUCACCAAGGACCACUUCAUCGAGCGCUUCGCCGCCGGCCCCGCCGCCGCCGGCCCCGCCGCGCCGCUCGCCCUCAGCCCGCCCUACCCCGCCUCGCCGUACAACAUCCUCUCUGUCUUCCCCGACCGGGCCAGCUACUGCCAGCACCACGACGACGAGGUACUGCAUUUCUACUGUGAUACCUGUUCUGUCCCCAUAUGUCGGGAAUGUACCAUGGGACGACAUGUGGGUCACAGCUUUAUCUACCUCCAAGACGCCCUACAGGACUCCAGGACUCUCACCAUUCAGCUCCUGGCAGAUGCUCAGCAAGGACGACAGGCUAUUCAACUGAGUAUUGAGCAGGCCCAGGCUGUGGCAGAGCAAGUCGAGAUGAAAGCGAAGGUGGUGCAGUCUGAAGUCAAGGUAGUGACCACUAGACACAAGAAGGCCUUGGAGGAGCGGGAGUGUGAGCUGCUCUGGAAGGUGGAAAAGAUUCGCCAAGUCAAGGCCAAGUCCCUCUACCUGCAAGUUGAAAAGUUACGUCAGAACCUGAACAAGCUGGAUAACACCAUUAGUGCUGUUCAGCAGGUCCUGGAGGAGGGUCGCACCAUGGACAUUCUCCUGGCUCGGGACCGCAUGCUGGCUCAGGUGCAGGAGCUGAAGAACGUCAGAGGCCUCCUCCAGCCACAGGAGGACGACAGGAUCAUGUUCACCCCCCCUGACCAGGCAUUGUAUAUGGCCAUCAAAUCCAUGGGCUUUGUCAGCAGCGGGGCCUUCGCUCCCCUGACCAAAGCCACGGGGGAAGGUCUCAAGCGCGCUCUGCAGGGCAAGGUGGCCUCAUUCACCGUGAUCGGCUACGACCACGACGGGGAGCCUCGCCUCUCGGGGGGCGACAUGAUCUCUGCCGUGGUCAUGGGCCCCGAUGGAAACCUGUUCGGGGCCGACGUCAGCGAUCAGCAGAACGGGACCUACCUGGUCAGCUACCGUCCCCAGCUGGAGGGAGAGCACCUGGUGUCCGUGAUGAUGUGCAACCAGCACAUCGAGAACAGCCCCUUCAAAGUGAUGGUGAAGUCCGGGCGCAGCUACAUCGGCAUCGGGCUGCCGGGGCUGUCCUUCGGCAGCGAGGGAGACAGCGACGGCAAGCUCUGCCGCCCCUGGGGGGUCAGCGUGGACAAGGAGGGCUUCAUCAUCGUCGCCGACCGCAGCAACAACCGCAUCCAGGUGUUCAAGCCGUGCGGGACCUUCCAUCACAAGUUUGGCACGCUGGGCUCCCGGCCGGGCCAGUUCGAUCGCCCCGCCGGCGUGGCCUGCGACGUUUCGCGCAGGAUCGUCGUGGCCGACAAGGACAAUCAUCGCAUCCAGAUCUUCACGUUCGAGGGGCAGUUCAUUCUGAAGUUCGGGGAGAAAGGAACGAAGAACGGGCAGUUCAAUUACCCGUGGGAUGUGGCCGUCAACGCGGAGGGCAAGAUCCUGGUCUCUGACACGAGGAACCACCGCGUGCAGCUGUUCGGGCCCGACGGCGUGUUCCUCAACAAGUACGGCUUCGAAGGGGUACUCUGGAAGCACUUUGAUUCCCCCAGAGGCGUGACGUUCAAUCACGAGGGCCACUUGGUAGUGACGGACUUCAACAACCAUCGUCUCUUGGUCAUCCACCCGGACUGCCAGUCGGCGCGCUUCCUGGGCUCCGAGGGCACCGGCAACGGGCAGUUCCUGCGCCCGCAGGGCGUGGCGGUGGAUCAGGAAGGGCGCAUCAUCGUGGCCGACUCCAGGAACCACCGGGUGCAGAUAUUCGAGUCCAAUGGUAGCUUUUUAUGCAAGUUUGGCACUCAGGGAAGCGGCUUUGGUCAGAUGGACCGUCCUUCAGGUAUAGCUGUCACCCCUGAUGGCAUGAUUGUGGUGGUCGACUUUGGAAACAAUCGAAUUCUCGUCUUCUAA